This is a messenger RNA of Owenia fusiformis, 1674 nucleotides long. The record is from the annotation of a GenBank genome assembly. Lineage: Eukaryota; Metazoa; Annelida; Polychaeta; Sabellida; Oweniidae.
AUAACCGGAAGUUUCAAUUUUUUAGAUUCUGCUUUUUUAGAAAACAGUAACUGAGUAAACAUCAUUGCUAUAUAAUUAAACCCUGUUCCAACGUUAGACCAUGCCUGAAGAACAGAAUCUGCGUAAGCUAACAACUAUACAAGGGAAGACCUUCUACCUACUUUUAGAGAGCAACAAAUCGGGAGAUGAUGGAAUGGACCUGCUCCUCAGUGAUGGAACAAUAUGUUGGAUAGGAAACUUAUCUGAAGAGGAUCUUUCAACUUUGAGUGGAGAUUAUAACAUGGAUAUCAAGGCAUACACCAAACAAACUAUAAUGGCACUGACAUCAAACAAAUCUUCGACCUUGAACUUUCAAUAUGAGGUUAAGGUCAUCAGAAAUAAUGUUGAACUGACAUGGAAAAAGCAUGUUCCAGCAGAUGAUGUCAAGAUCAAGCUUGGGUCUGUGGUACUUGAAGAGACUGAUGAUUCUGCCUCUAGCCUGAGUAAAAUCCUGGACUUUUCCAUCCAGAAUGCUGCAAAACUACAAGAGCGUAUAAAGUCCCUGGAGUCAGAUACUGAGAGACUGGCCUCUGAAAGAGCAGGGGCUGUAAAGAGGUUGGAAAAAUGGGUGAAGUCUAAGGAGGACAUGGAGAAGGAUAUGUUUGAGAAGUUUGUUACCAUAGUGAAUUCCAAAAAGCAAAAAAUUAGAGAACUAAAGGCUGCUAAUGUGUCCAGGUCUCAAGAUGAGACUGACCCUCCAACUCCUCCAAGGUCAAAGGUCAGUAGGUCAAAGGUGAAGGACACAGAUGUAGAUGUUGAGGAUAGCAGGGAGAAAAGUGACAUUCGUGAUAGACUGUCAGACUAUGAUACUGAUGAGGAGAAUCAGAGAGAAAACCCAACAGUCCCUACAAAAUCAAGAGCAAAGAAAACCACAGAAGCUUCACAAUCUUUGUUUGAUGAUGAUGACUCACCUGAUAAACCUGCUCCCAAGAGAAGACGUCAAAGAGAACCAUCUAAGAAACAAACACCUGCAAAACCCGCUUUACCUCGAGUAACCACACCCCAGUCUACUUCACGGAGUGGCAGUAGAACCAGUAUGCGUAAAACAUCUUCUAAUAAAUCUUCAAAUAUAGAUGCUGAUGAUUUACUGGACGAUUUGUAAUUAAUUAUCGACUGCAGAUUACAAUUGUAGCAACAACAAAUGAUGGUCCAAUAAUACAAAGACCCUUCCUUCUAACAUACAUGUAUGUCUGGAAGCAUAAACUGUUAUGAUCUUAGUUAAUGGACAUAUUCUAAAGUUGGAAAUAGCAGCUAUUGUGGCAGGGUGCAUAAAACAAUUCUAGAUCAACUGUUAAACAUUGAGUUUUAGACAAGUUGUCAUGUCCUUUACACAUGUUGAGACAAUCAGUUGUCCCACAUAGAAACAUGCUAAAGGGGUUUGGACUUCUGGGUCUGAGCGCUUUGCUGCUUUUGUAUCAUGGACUGUAAAAUCUAUUUUUAUGAAAAAGAGAAGACGUGAGUGGAAAUCUGAACUUCAAAUACAUGUACUUGUACAUGCCUCAUCACACAUCGAAAGUGACAUAAUGACUCCUCAUAACUCAGUUUCAUCAGAGGAAUGUGUUUCUAAAAACAGGGAUAGUUUGGAAGUAUAAUUACAAAAUAUUGUAUUACUUAAGGAAUAAAGACAGAGGUUUU